CGUCAUCUAUCUGAGACAAAUUGUUUACAUCAUGGCGUCGGUGGAUUUCAGAGACAACCUGCUCGGGAUAUCCUGGGUUGACAGUGGCUGGGUACCUAGUCUUAAUCCUGGGAAUGUACUGGACUAUUUUUCUGAAAGAAGCAAUCCAUUCUAUGACCGAACCUGUAAUAAUGAGGUAGUGAAGAUGCAGCGGCUCACGCUGGAGCAUCUAAAUCAGAUGGUGGGAGUGGAGUAUAUUCUUCUGCAUGCUCAGGAGCCAAUUCUUUAUAUUAUUCGUAAACAACAGAGGCAAUCACCGACUCAAGUGAUUCCUUUGGCCGAUUACUACAUCAUAGCCGGAGUGGUGUAUCAGGCUCCAGACCUGGGAACAGUUAUCAGCUCCAGAGUGUUGUCUGCUGUCCAUGGAAUCCAAUCGGCUUUUGAUGAGUCCAUGUCGUAUUGCCGAUACCACCCAUCCAAAGGAUACUGGUGGCACUUUAAAGACCAAGAGGAGCGAGAAAAAGCCAAGCCGAAGUCAAAGAAAAAAGAGGAGCCUAGUUCACUGUUUCAGAGACAUCGUGUGGACACACUUCUUUUGGAUCUCAGGUCAAAAUUUCCACCAACAUUCUACCAGCCUAAGCCUGGUGAAAAGCCUAUUCCAGUUGAGGUGAAGAAGGAGCCUGAACCACCUGCAGAAACUGUGAAACAAGAGGAGAGGGAGCCAGCCACAAAGUCCUCUGCUCCAGCUCCGCCAAGCAAACCACCCCCUGAGAAGCGAGCGAGGCUUCAGUAACAGCCUUCCUCUCACUUUCUAGGAAGAUGCAGCAUAUGAGCAGUGAGAAGUCCCACAGCACUAACUCUACAAGUACUCUGAGAUGGGGAGUGUUUCUGUUCCUAAAUUACAAGAUCGUCUGCUGCACUGCCCAUUUAUCAGUUUACAUGAUGCUAAUAAUGAACUGGCACAAAAUGUGUCAGUUACUGGUCUCGGUGCCAGAACUACUUUUAUACUGUAACCUUAGUCUUGUUGGGCAUUUGGUAAGUUUGGCAUCAUGGACAUUAUAGCAGCUUUUUGAACAGGGGUUAACUGCCUGAUGUCAGCAGACAUUUUGCAGUAUGCACUAAGGAUGAGGCUGUUGGAUAUUAAGCUGACCUCAGCAUCAGUGUCAGUUUACUGUUGAGAUCAGCAUUACGUUUGGGUUGUAGUGACUUCAGAGGACACCUUAACUCCCAGCCUGCCUCACAAGGAUGUAUCAUAAUGCAUCAUCUGAAAAUGAAAAGCUUCUUGACUUGAGCAGAUCUCUUUAAUUACAAAGUAUUUCCACUGUUUCUGAAAGGAAUUCUCUGCUUUCAUGUUUUUUGUAUUAAAAUAUAUGAACACUUGUA
Molecule: messenger RNA, 1362 nt
Organism: Sphaeramia orbicularis (orbiculate cardinalfish)
Lineage: Eukaryota; Metazoa; Chordata; Actinopteri; Kurtiformes; Apogonidae
Gene: med6
Product: mediator complex subunit 6
Exons: 8
Coding region: 32-772 (246 amino acids)
Biological process (GO): regulation of transcription by RNA polymerase II
Cellular component (GO): mediator complex
Molecular function (GO): transcription coregulator activity
Source: RefSeq, a predicted model, not a curated record